GAAAGCAAUAUAAAUUAUCUGAAGAGAACAUUUUUUUAAGUAAUUCUAAUUUUUUAGACGUUGUAAAAGGAACAUUGUAAACACUAAACAUUACACAGGUAAAAUACAAUCUAGAAAAUACAAACUGGGGGACAAUUGUUGUUUCUCACAGUAAAAAAAAAUGAUAUACUGUAUCAGUCUCAGUAAACAACUGCUGUUUCCUGUGUGUAUUUUUCUUGUUUUUUUCCCCAUGAGUGCCCAACACCCUCCCUAUGAACAAAUCUCAAUCAGUCCACAGCACUCAUCCUGCAACACACCAUAUCCUCCUAUUCCUCUUUUUCCUCCACCCUCUGGCUUGGAAACAUAAUGUGAUCAGCAUGCCAUUGGAGGCUUAUCCAAUGAAAAGGAGGCCUUGUUCUUACCUUACCCUGCAGGAUUCAGACACACCAGGAUAGACUCCAGAUUGAUCCAUUUUGUCUGAUGACAAAGACCUGUCUGCAUCUUUACCUCCACAAUGGUUGUUCCUGAAUCUCAGGGCAAAAUGUAUCACCCUCCUCUUGAGCUACAGAGGGAUGCUCAUGUGCCUGAUUUCAGCUCCUAUCUGGUUAUGUACAAGAGGUCGCUGGAGAAUCCAGAAGCAUUCUGGAAGGAGGUUGCACAUGAAUUUUUCUGGAAGAAGCCAGCAACUGGUCCAAUGCUACAGUACAACUUUGACGUGACAAAAGGCAACAUAUUUGUCAAAUGCAUGGAAGGAGCCAAAACCAACAUAUGCUACAAUGUCUUGGACAGGCAUGUGAGGGAGGGGAACCUCGGGGAAAAGGUUGCCUAUUACUGGGAGGGGAACUUGCCUGAACAUCAUACGACUAUCACCUAUGGCCAACUGCUGAGCCACUCAUGCCGCUGUGCCAAUGUGCUCAAGCAAAUGGGAGUGAAAAAGGGAGACAGGGUGUCCAUCUACCUUCCCAUGAUCCCAGAGCUUGUCUACACCGUGCUGGCAUGUGCAAGGAUAGGGGCUGUUCACUCUGUUGUGUUUGCAGGAUUCUCCUCAGAGUCUCUGUGUGAGAGAAUUAUGGAUGCCAAAAGCAGCGUUCUGGUCACAGCAGAUGGUGUUUACAGAGGAGACAAACUGAUCAACCUGAAGGAGAUCUCGGACGAAGCGCUGGAGAAGUGUGUGGAAAAAGGGGCGUCAAGUGUCGCCAGGUGCCUGGUUAUCAAGCACCAAGCUCUCACGACGAAAACUGGAGCUUCAUGCAACAAACUACAGACCCCCUGGGACUCGGAACGAGAUGUGUGGUGGGACGAGGCGAUGAGCGACUGCUCUGAGGAGUGUGAACCUGAAUGGCUCGACGCCGAGGAUCCACUGUUCAUCCUCUACACCAGCGGCUCCACCGGCAAACCUAAAGGCGUUGUCCACACUGUUGCGGGGUAUCUGCUCUACACCUUCCUCACCUUCAAGUAUGUUUUUGAUUAUCAACACCAUGACGUGUACUGGUGCACGGCAGACAUCGGCUGGAUCACAGGCCACUCCUACAUCAUCUACGGCCCUCUUGCAAACGGCGCCACAAGCGUCCUGUUUGAGGGGAUUCCGGUCCACCCGCACGUUGGACGGUUCUGGGAGAUCAUAGAAAAGUACAAGGUGACCAAGUUUUACACCGCUCCCACAGCCAUCCGCCUGCUGAUGAAGUACGGACAAGAACCCCUGCAGAAGUAUGACCUCUCCAGCCUGAGGAUUCUGGGUACUGUAGGCGAGCCCAUCAACCCUGAGGCAUGGCAGUGGUUUUACGAGGUGGUCGGUCAGAGCAGAUGUCCUGUGGUCGAUACUUUCUGGCAGACUGAGACGGGAGGUCAUGUCCUGACACCUCUACCUGCAGCCACGCCUCUAAAACCAGGAUCUGCUACCUUUCCUUUCUUCGGAGUGGAGCCCACCAUCCUGAAUGAGCACGGAGAGGAAGUGGAAGGCGAGGCUGAGGGUUAUCUGGUUUUCAGAAAACCCUGGCCAGGACUAAUGCGCACAGUUUAUGAAAACCAUGAGCGCUUCGAAAACACCUACUUCAAGAAGUUCCCAGGCUUUUAUGUGACUGGUGACGGCGGCAGGCGGGAUAAAGACGGAUACUUCUGGAUCACAGGGAGGAUCGACGACAUGUUGAACGUGUCGGGCCAUCUUCUGAGCACGGCGGAGGUGGAGGCGGCGCUGACGCUGCACCCGGCCGUGUCGGAGGCCGCCGUGGUGAGCCGACCUCACACGGUGAAGGGAGAGAGCCUCUACUGCUUCGUCUCCCUCAAACACAGCAAGGAGUUCGACAAGAAGAUGGCGGAUGAGCUCAAGAGACUGGUUAGAGAGAAAAUUGGACCAAUCGCCACGCCAGACUUCAUUCAAAACGCCCCGGUGUUGCCAAAGACCCGCUCAGGAAAGAUAAUGAGGCGAAUCCUCCGGCAGAUCGCUCGCAAUGAGAAGGACCUGGGGGACCUCUCCACGCUGGCCGACCCUAAGGUGGUGGAGGUGUUGUUCAGCCAGAGGAGUGAAGCCGCUGCCUGAGGAAACAUCUUCAUCUCUUCUUCCUUCUGUGAUUAUGCAACAGUACUGAUGAAGACAAUCACAGCGGCUGGAUUUGUUUAAUCUACUCUGUUAUGGACAAAGUUGGGAUUGAACAAAGACAUUUAGAAACAGAAAAUAAUUUUGAAAACCAGAAAAGUUUGUUUUUUGUAGAUUUUUGGGCCAAAAUUUAGCAGAUUUUAAUUGAAGUGUAUUUUUUUGCUGAUGCUUUAUGUAUAUUACCACAAUGCAAAACAUUUCUAUGACCCGAUCAUAAUAAAGUGUGUCAUCCUUG
This is a messenger RNA of Girardinichthys multiradiatus, 2807 nucleotides long. RefSeq names its product acyl-CoA synthetase short chain family member 2 like (gene acss2l). The coding region runs from base 494 to 2515 and encodes 673 amino acids. Gene Ontology annotation, molecular function: acetyl-CoA synthetase activity; AMP binding. NCBI's taxonomy places the organism in Eukaryota, Metazoa, Chordata, Actinopteri, Cyprinodontiformes, Goodeidae. The record is from RefSeq and is a predicted model, not a curated record. The transcript has 19 exons.